CUUGUUCCUCGGCGCGGGGAGCUUUUCACCUACAACGUCAACGCAGCAUCAGCUUCAGCUCAUGUGAAAGCUGCUGUAUUCUCUAGGUAUCACUGUUCCUUACUGUUAGUUGGACCGUUUCUUCUUCCAACUAUCUACGAACACAUUCUCUUCCCCAUGGUACACCUCUCACCGUACCUCAACACCCGACGCGAGGACAGCUUGAAUCGAAUCACACAGUCCUCGUAUACAUAGUAGGAGCUUGGCAGAGAUGGCGGACGGCCAGGAAGACAGCAUUUUUGGCGACGGAAACCUCUCGCAAAACCUUCCGUUGCAGGAAGUGAGUGCUGGCUCUAACGUAGCUGCUGCCACACCGCUACCGGCUUUGCCGACUCCCCGCUCUCAGCCUCCGCGAGAAGUUACGCAAAACGGGGCCGCUCAGACACAAGCGAAUCCUCCUCGACCAACGGGCCGUGAAGGCGUACUGUGGUCUCCAUAUAUGCUGAAUGAUCUAAUGAUGGCGGAAGCCGGGUCAUUCGUGCAGCCCGGCCCAGCAGGUUCUCAUGCACCGAUGGACGUGCACGCCCCUCUACAAGCGACAUCCAGUCAGUCCCAAGGAUACGUGCAGGCCGGCAGUUCUUCGUCUACACGAACACCCAUUCAUGGAUACCAACUCCAAAUAGGAGGAGGAUCUCGUCCGCAUGCCGGCGCCGGCCAUGGCCAGCUCGCCCCCGAUGCUCAGAUUACGACUGACGACACUCCCCUGUACACAUUAUUCCGACAGCUCCCACAAGAUCUGACGCAAAGAAUAACCGACUACGUCGAUACUCCGAGGCCAGUUCCACCAAGGUCCAUUACACGUAGGAACCAUGGGAGCAAUCGAACAUCUGGCCCAUCUCGGCCUGUGACACGGAGUUAUGCGGACGUGCUCCGGGGUAUUAUGCGCUCUCCCGAUGUAGUUGAGCGUUUAGAAGAGGUUUCCGGAGGUGACACGGGAUUCAUCCGUCCAAAUCCAUCUCUGAAUCAACAGCAAAGUGAGGAAGGUCGAAAUCGCAUGGCCGCUUUAAGAAACCUAAGCGCAACGGCUAUCCUCCUAUAUCAUGUGGGCGGCGCCAAUCAUGAAGCAAAUGACAUCUGGCCUAAUCUUCGCAAUCCGAUCCGCUGUCCAGUGCAGUAUCGUCCGAUAGAUAUCUCCCAACUGCGACCAGCUGUUCGAGGCGAGCGGAUAGAGGUCAUCUGGCCUCCGUUGAGUGAGACUCAAAACAACUCCAGCACGACAGCUCCUACGCCGGGCGUACAAUCCGGAAAGGCGCCCAAUAACUGCCCUGGCUGGCCUCCGGGGAGGAUGCCCACUGAAUUAUACGAACUGGUGGCAAGCUAUCUGAACCGAGACGACAUCAAGUCCAUGAGGCUAGUAUGUCGCGAGUUCGACCGGCACGUCUCACAAGUUCUGUUCAAAACGGUUGUUGUUCCGUUCAACGCGGAAAUCUACGGCAUGAUUCGCGAACAGAAGGCGGCCUUGAAUGGAAAGCUUGACGAUUUGUCAUGGUCCAACGGGGAAGACGAUUCCUACUACCUGGGGCAUGGCCUGAAUGUCUUCAAAGGGUUCGGGAAGCACAUCCUGCGGUUUGGGAUGAGCUUCGAGGUCAGCGAAGAGAUGUUGCAGAAUCUGCCGGAGAAGAAGGAGACGGAAUCCCGAACCAGUUUCUGGGGAACGUAUGAGUGGCCCUACGCGGAAUAUAAGAGAUUCGCUGCGAUAGCGGGUCUCGAAAAUACCGCCGACGAGACCCCAAAGAUGAAAACCGCCUUCUCUGAGCUCAAAAAGGUACAGGAGCUUGCAUUAUCUGUUGACUCCGGCCUUGGCUGGCUCAAUGGCCCUGAUCGGUCUUUACGCGCCCUCUUCAAACGGCGGUCCCCCAAGGUUUUCGGAUCCGACGCAACAGUACCCGACCGCCGGACGCAGGCACAAGAUGAGCUCUGGAGUUAUAUCGAAUCUUGUCAUCGAGAGAAGAAUCUCGAUCCAAAACGUGCUUGUCUUUACAAGAUGGACACAACCGGACUGUUCCUCAAUCCAGACCCGCUUGAUUAUCGUCCUUCAGCAGAACAGCCGCAGGUGCCUUAUUUUGAACCAUAUAUUCUCCGCGAAGCCAGUGACGCCACUGAUGAUGAUAAACUCAGCCUGGCUUCUCCAUUCGCUGGCACCGGCGUAUUGUUCACUGCUAACUCCGACCCGGAGAAUAGCCCGUCACGCGACUGGCCCGCACUGGCGCCCGCGCAGCUCACAAAAGCGCAGAAAGAAUGGCUAUUGGAAACGGAGUGGGCGCAGAAGGCAUUCCUGUUGUCAUAUAUGCUCGCUGUAAUCGACAACGCGACCACUUUCAAUCUGGUACAUACCCUGCAUAUCUCCCGCAUAUCUGACAGGUACCUCGAUUUGCUGGACCGAGCGGACUUCUGGGACGCGUUGCCCAACCUGAAGAAAGUCAUCUUGCGUGCGAUACCAACCUGGCGCACAGUGCGCACGGAUGAAGCAGGUUUUGCUAAGGACACCACUAUCGACCCCUCAGGCGGCGUAGACAGCUUCUACAACCUCUUGCAGAAACGGAUCUGUCCACGGCAUAUUUCUCAUUUGGGUGUUGGUUGGGCGACGGGCGGUGAACAUGCGGAAGGAGUGCAUGCCAGGAAUCAACAUCUCUUACCUGCGCCCCUUCUUCCUCGCCACCUGUGUACUUCGCUCAAUCAGAAGACUAUUGACUCAGGACUUCUUCUGUUUCCUUAUGUCGGAUCACUUACCCUCGAGAAUUGCUGGAUCAUGCCUUCCGUCUUGGAACAGUUCGUCAAACAGCACGACAGCCUGAACCUCGAGCACUUGGAACUGGACUCAGUGUCCCUCAUCCUGAUCCCCGAAGAUGGAAACGGCCAGAAUGCUCAAGCUGGCGGACCGCCACCCGUGCUCCAACAACUGGUCGACUCGUUGCGUGGACUGAUGCGGCAAGUUCAAGGGGUGAAGGAUGUCUUGGUGCGGCUCAGUGCCUUCGCUCAGGGCUCCACCCAGUUCUCCCUCACAGACGAUUGGCAGGGCCGAAUGACCCAGCUGCGAGCGCAGAUGUCUCGCCUCGGCCCGAUGAUUUGGCAAAUGCAGCCGCCGCUCCAAACGGCGCUGUUGCUCGCGUUCCACACUGUUAACAACUCGUAUGAGCAUCUCAGAACUCAGCAGCAGCGAGUGGAUUCUGGUCUUCGUCAAGGGUUCAGGUACUGGUCGGGCACGUCUGCGCAGCAGGCUCGAAAGAUCGAGGUCCAGGAGUACCAGCAACUCCUUCAACGACUGGGGUCAUGGUACCAGGAAACACAAAAUCUAAUGGCAAUGGUGCCUCAAGUAGGCAACGGUACGGACGCUAUCAACGCACAGGCGCAGCUGAGAGCACGACCCCGCGCCGGGUCGUGGCUGAGCGUGCUUGACUUCAUCUCGCCUGGGGUGAAUCUCGCCGACUACGGUUCCGAAUUCUCUCGAGCGGAUGCAGAGCGCGGGACGGCUCUAGAGAGCAUCUCUCUUCGGUCAUGCGGUUAUGCUAAGAUCUUUACAGCUGCCCUGAACGGGGGUGUCUUUGCGCGCCUUUUCAGAGAUCCAUUGCAACAGACCCGGAGGAUCAACCUACUGCCGGUGAUGUUGAACGGUGGGGCGUGGGAGCUGCUGGGCGAUAUUGUGCAGGACAUCAACGAAGAAGAGCUUGCAGCUUUGAACGCCGCUUGGGACCUGGUGACGGGGUGGGAGGAUGCCGAAGCGUCCGAGGGACCCGAAUAUGAUGGGUGGUUGCCGGGCGGGACGGGCAGGUUGACGGGCACUAUCCAGCGGCGACUGUCGGAUGACGAUGUUAUGGACUCGUCUUCCUAAGUCGCUGUGAACUGCGAACGGUAUGGCGCAAUCUGGGAUGGGUGAUACCUAGGUAUAUGCGUGGUUUCCUUCGGCACGGGAUAGACAUUUUUAGGCAUGGGAUGGGCACUUGCAUAUGGCUAAUGGAUAUAGGUAGGUAUGGCUCAUUGGCUGGGAGGGAAAUGCGUCUCAGGCGUUCAUGGUGGGAUGGGUAUGCGUUGCGGUCUUUAUUUGGUCUAUUGAGGGAGUGAGGGUUCAGCACUCCGGGCUCUAUCUCGUGCGGAUAUACGUCUCGCCGCAACGCGGAUAAUGGGGCUCUAUAGAGAACGAGGGGCUCAUCGGCGGAAAUGCACGCCGACUAACCAGGGGAGACCUUAUUGCUCCACCGUAUUAUUUUUUGACCUGCCUUGGGUAUCAUCCCUCCUUUUCUUCCCCUUAGAUGGUCUU
Molecule: messenger RNA, 4294 nt
Organism: Westerdykella ornata
Lineage: Eukaryota; Fungi; Ascomycota; Dothideomycetes; Pleosporales; Sporormiaceae
Exons: 1
Coding region: 251-3868 (1205 amino acids)
Source: RefSeq, a predicted model, not a curated record